Messenger RNA from Lymnaea stagnalis (great pond snail), 177 nucleotides. The record is from the annotation of a GenBank genome assembly. NCBI's taxonomy places the organism in Eukaryota, Metazoa, Mollusca, Gastropoda, Lymnaeidae.
AGGUCCAUUUCUCCGCAGGCCGACCUCGGAAGUGAACAGAGGAGAGAGCGGGUCAACCUCAUGCGGUUAAGUUUGGAGAUACCACACAGCUCUAGGACUCCUGGAGGUCAUAAUCCUGACCUGAAAUCCCAGCCUAUGAGACUUGGUCCAAAACCUUUCUACGGAACACAGAAGUGA